UGGGAUCUUAGUUUCCUGACCAGGGAUUGAACCCACGCCCCUUGCAGUGGAAGCGCAGAGUCUUAACCACUGGACUGCCAGGGAAGUCCCCCCUAUUCACUCUUAACAUGCUUUCUGCUGCCUCACUUACAAAGGCGGCCUCAGCCCAGGCCACCUGCAAAUGCAAGCCUCAGCACAGGGCAGCAACCCAUCCCCAGCGCAGGUGCAGGUCUCAGAGGUGAUACCAUGCAGAAUGCAAACCCACCUCAAGCCUGGAGUCCUCUCCUCUGGGUUCCCCCACGUGGCUGCCCAAAGGCACACCCCACAUCUGGCUCUGCUCUAGUGCCCUCUGUCCACCUCACUGCUGCUUUGAUGCUCACUCCCUGCACACAGGUGGCUGCUGGGAGGAGCUGCCUUUUCAACUCAGGAUUGCACUGCACACUCCAGCCCUCUUGGAGCCCCAUGUACUUGAGGACAUGGCUGAAUCCUCUGCUGCCCACUAGCUGUGUACCUGUGUACCUGUCUGCCACCUCGGUUUCCCAUUUGUACAUGCGGGAUAGUAAUCCGCAUCUCACGGGGUGGAGAGGAGUCAAGGACUCAGCAACACAGAGAGGGGAGCACAGUGCCUGGCACUUGAGUAGAUCUUCCUACUUGGCCCUGUACAACAUCCUGAAUUUCCCUGCCGGUGUGGUGCCCGUCACCACCGUGAUGCUACAGGAUGAGGAGGAACUGGCCUUCUACAGGGGCUACUACAGAGAUCGUUCCGAAAAAAAUUUCCAGGAGGUGGUGAGAGGAUCUGUGGGGCUUUCGGCGACUGUGCAGGGCACUGCUUUGCCAUGAGAAGAGGAACUGUCUCCGGUUCAUGAAGGAGGUGGAGGCCUUGGUCAAGAAGCACAGGGAAUCCAAGCGACAAGACACUCCUUCUCCUGGAGGCCUUUCUACAUCCUCACUUAAGUCUGCUCUCGAUGUCCCUUCCUUCUCAUGAAUACCAGAUCUGCCUCAUUUCUCCUCCUCCUGGAAGCCCACCAGAGUUUUUCUUUGUUAUCCCUCUGCGUGUCUGCUCAAUACAGAUGCCCCAGAUUAUCCCAAGAUAGGGAGCAGGAUUAAGUGCUUAAUAAACAUUUUGACUGGC
Molecule: messenger RNA, 1111 nt
Organism: Aethalodelphis obliquidens (Pacific white-sided dolphin)
Lineage: Eukaryota; Metazoa; Chordata; Mammalia; Artiodactyla; Delphinidae
Product: fatty-acid amide hydrolase 1-like
Exons: 3
Coding region: 226-819 (197 amino acids)
Biological process (GO): fatty acid catabolic process
Molecular function (GO): amidase activity; fatty acid amide hydrolase activity
Source: RefSeq, a predicted model, not a curated record